This is a messenger RNA of Nematolebias whitei (Rio pearlfish), 2440 nucleotides long. It is a transcript of the gene rfx2, whose product is annotated as regulatory factor X, 2 (influences HLA class II expression). Gene Ontology annotation, cellular component: nucleus. The record is from RefSeq and is a predicted model, not a curated record. The transcript is spliced from 18 exons. The coding region runs from base 144 to 2345 and encodes 733 amino acids. Gene Ontology annotation, biological process: regulation of transcription by RNA polymerase II. Gene Ontology annotation, molecular function: DNA-binding transcription factor activity, RNA polymerase II-specific; RNA polymerase II cis-regulatory region sequence-specific DNA binding. Lineage: Eukaryota; Metazoa; Chordata; Actinopteri; Cyprinodontiformes; Rivulidae.
CUCGAGACCCUGUGGCGCUAUAGUGACUGUAGCCGUGGAGACAGUUACUUACCAACGGGCGCAACACUCAGCAACAGCAGCAGCAGCAUCUGGAAGUCACCGGGCGAGUGGGAGAGAGGGCUGAACUUUUGUGAAAACAAAGCAUGCAGAACUCGGAGGGAGCGUCGGACACCACGACUGGUGUGGCAGCUCUGCGGUCCUCGUCAUCAGCCCAGGCUCCUGUGGUGCAGCCUGUCCCAGCGUCUCAGCAGAGGGUGCUGGUUCAAGCCACAGGCUCAGCUCAGAAAGGAGGACAAGUACAACAGCUUUCAGUGUCCAGGGUCCAACAGGUCCCUCAGCAGCAGGUGCAACAUGUCUACCCAUCCCCAGUCCAGUAUGUAGGAGAAAGUGGAGAUGCUGUUUAUACCAAUGGAACUAUUCGCACAGCCUACUCCUAUAACCCUGAGAGUCAGCUGUAUGGGCAGAGCAGUGGGGGGACCUACUUUGACUCUCAGGCCGGUGGAGCUCACGUCACCACGGUGGUCUCCUCUGCUAGUAGUGGUGUGCCCCCUCAUGGCAUGGUUGGCAUCACCAUGGACGUGGGCAGCAGUCACAUCAUUUCCAGUGGCAGCACCUACCUGAUUCAUGGCGGGAACAUGGAGGGAAGCCGCAACCACAUAUCACACUCAUCACGCUCCUCCUCAGCUAUGCUUGAAAUGGCGAUUGAAAACCUCCAAAAGUCUGAAGGAAUUGCAAGUCACAAAAGCAGCCUGCUCAACAGCCAUCUGCAGUGGCUGCUGGACAACUACGAGACGGCGGAGGGGGUGAGCCUGCCCCGAUGCUCACUGUAUAACCAUUACUUGAGGCACUGUCAAGAACAGAAACUGGAUCCGGUCAAUGCAGCCUCCUUUGGGAAACUCAUCCGCUCCGUCUUCAUGGGCCUGAGGACUCGCCGCCUCGGCACCAGAGGCAACUCUAAGUAUCAUUACUAUGGCAUCCGAGUGAAGCCAGAUUCACCCCUCAACCGGCUGCAGGAGGACACCCAGUACAUGGCCAUGAGGCAGCAGCCAGUCCACCAGAAACAGAGGUUCAAGCCUCUACAGAAGGUGGACAGCAUGUCUGACAGCCUGUGUGGCAGCUCCCAGCACUGCAGCAGCACUCCAGAGCAGUCAGUAGCUGCUCAGAGCCAACAUCAUCAGCAGUAUAUAGAUACCGCUCACUCCCUGCCUCCUUUUCCCUCCCCUGACCUGGGCACCCAGCCUCUGCCUGAGCGCAUCAGCAUGAGUGACAUCAAGAAGUUGCAAACGCUCUACAGAGGCCACUGCGAGGCCACUUUGGAUGUGGUGAUGAAUCUCCAUUUCCACUACAUCGAGAAUCUCUGGCAGACCUUUUGGAAUUCAACACCACCACCUAGUGACGGAAGCACAACCCUCCCCAGCAGCGAUGACGACCUGGAUCGUGUGAUUCCCAGAGAGAAGCUGAUCUCUCUGUGUAAAUAUGAACCAGUCAGACUGUGGAUGAGAAGCUGUGAUCACAUCCUCUACCAGGCUCUGGUGGAGAUCCUCAUCCCCGACGUGCUGCGUCCUGUUCCCAGCACGCUCACUCAGGCCAUCAGAAACUUUGCCAAGAGUCUGGAGGGCUGGCUCACUAACGCCAUGAGCAGCUUCCCACAGGAGAUCGUUCGCACUAAGGUGGCAGUGGUCAGUGCGUUUGCUCAGACUUUGAGGCGAUACACCAGCCUCAACCACCUGGCCCAGGCGGCUCGCGCCGUCCUCCAGAACACCUCUCAGAUAAACCAGAUGCUCUCUGACCUCAACAGGGUGGACUUUGCCAACGUCCAGGAGCAGGCUUCCUGGGUGUGUCAGUGUGACGAGAGCGUGGUCCAGCGUCUGGAGCAGGACUUUAAGGUCACCCUGCAGCAGCAGAGCUCUCUGGACCAGUGGGCCACCUGGCUGGAUAACGUGGUCUCUCAGGUCCUCAAACCUCACCAGGGCAGCCCCAGUUUCCCCAAAGCAGCUCGCCAGUUCCUGCUCAAGUGGUCGUUUUACAGCUCGAUGGUGAUCAGGGAUCUGACCCUGCGCAGCGCUGCCAGUUUCGGCUCCUUCCACUUGAUCCGCCUGCUCUAUGACGAGUACAUGUUUUACCUGGUGGAGCACCGCGUGGCCCAGGCCACUGGAGAAACUCCCAUCGCUGUUAUGGGGGAGUUCAGUGACCUGAGCUCCAUGAUGCCUUCACUCAUGGAGAAAGAUGCGUCCUUCUCAGACGAGAUGAAUUUGGGCAGCGAUGGCGACGCGUCCACCGGUCCAGCUGAGCCAGCUGUGAAGAGGGAGCGGAUUGAACUGAGCCACCCUCUGCAGGAGAUGUGAGUCCAGUCCAGCAACAGGAACCAGCGUCUCUCCCUUCUUCAGCAGUGAGCGUGUGAUGUAAAUAGAGAAGGAUGUAGCAGCAUCGUCAGCCCUCC